GCUAUUGAUAUUGUUAAUUAUAAAAAUACAAAGAAAAAAUUUAUAAAAUUUAAUAAUUCAACAAAUAAUUUAUUAGAUAUUAAAAAUAAUUUUUAUAUAAAAAAUUCAUCAAAUAAAUGUCCAUCAAUGACAUCAUCACCAUCAUCAAUUAAUUUUGAUUCACCAUCAUCAAUUAAUAAUUUUAAUACAUUACAAUGUAAUAAUAAAAGUAUAUCAUUACAACAAUGUAAAAUUGAAAAUCAACAACAGAAUCAACUGUUACAACAGCAACAACAACAACAGAAACAACAGCAGCAACAGCAACAACAACAACAACAGAUUACAUUUACAAGAACACCAUCACGUACAAGUUGGUCUCAUAUAUCAACACCAGAAUCACUUGAAUGGGAUAUUGAUGAAGAACAACAAAAACAAUUACGUGUCGAAGAUGAUAAUUUAGAUCAUGAAACAUUAGAAUUAUUACAUGAAAUUGAAUUAUUAAAAAAUAAAGUUUUAAAUGAAACUGGUAGCGGUCUAAUAGAUGAUAAAUUCGAAAUGAAUUGGAAAAAUGAUAGUAGUUGAUUUUAGGUUGUUUUUUUAAAAAAUUAAAAUUGUUUUUUUUUUUUUGGUUUAUUCAAAAUUACCUGUAUUAAAAAUUAUACAAGUAUUAACAGAAAUUUCUGUACACUUUAAACUUUUCGUUUAAACUGAUUACAUUAAUUACUUAAGUACUUUCGAUUAGUACAUUCACUUAUAUAAAACCUAUUUCUGUUAUAUUGUUGACUUUAACAAUUUUGUACAGAAAAUUG
This is a messenger RNA of Condylostylus longicornis, 788 nucleotides long. Its product is annotated as probable serine/threonine-protein kinase dyrk1. Bases 127 to 561 code for a protein of 144 amino acids. The record is from RefSeq and is a predicted model, not a curated record. The transcript has a single exon. Lineage: Eukaryota; Metazoa; Arthropoda; Insecta; Diptera; Dolichopodidae.